GGAGCCAGAGUCAUUCGGAAUAAAGUUUCGGGCAAAGAAUUCUGACCAACCACAGUUGAGGACCUGGCUGGAAAGCGAGGAGAGAGCAGUGGAAGAAGGAAGAUAUAAAUGCCGAUUCUGGUCUCAGGCUUAGUCACAGGGAUGAGCAAUGUCCUUAGUGUGCUUCCCCCACUUUCUUCCUCUCUCCCUUUUCCUCGGUGGAUGGAGUUUGCACAGAUCCAGUGAAGUGCUUAGGACAGUAACUGGCAAAAUGUCAAUCUGGCACAGAGAAGUCCCAAUAAAAGUUGGGUGCUUACUGGUAUCAUUAUUGCUCCGUAGGGUGUUGUGCAUACCGCCUGGCGCAAUCCCUCUCAGAGUCAUCGUUUCAAAGUUGAAUGAAGGAGGCUGCAGCAGCAGUGCCCUAGAAUGAGACUCUGUGGGCUAGCUUGGUCACGGAGACCUUGUGGUCGGCAGAGCUCAAGGCCAAACGCUGGUUCUUCGGGGGCGCCCCGCGCGCCAGUGCAGAGGAGCUGGCCGGUGGAAGCGGAGCCUCGCCUUUCUCACCCCUCUGGCUGGCUCCACGGCAGAGGCGUCAGGGCUUUUGAUCUGGCGCUUUAUGCCUUGUGGAUGCGGCUUGCUGGGGACCGUUACAGAGGCGGCCGGUUACACGUCGCGCUCCCGGUGGUCCCAGGGGAACGGGCGGCAGCGCCGAAGGGCCGCCUCGACGUCGCGUCCAGGGCCGCGCGGGCCCGCCGCCGCCGCCCGCCUCCUCCCUGCCCCCUUCCCGGGGGUCGCGGCCGGGGCGGCGCCGGGCCCGCGGCGCUGGGCCCGCCCCGCCGCAUCCCGGGCUCGACUUCCUCCUGCCGCGGGCGGGCGGCCGGCCCAGCCGGAGGAAGCGGCGGCGCGGCCACGAUGAGCUCGGGCGACGCCGUGUGCACCGGCUGGCUCGUCAAGUCGCCCCCCGAGAGGAAGCUGCAGCGCUACGCCUGGCGCAAGCGCUGGUUUGUCCUCCGCCGAGGCCGCAUGAGUGGCAACCCUGAUGUUUUGGAGUACUACCGGAACAAGCACUCCAGCAAGCCCAUUCGAGUGAUAGACCUCAGCGAGUGUGCUGUGUGGAAGCAUGCGGGCCCUGGAUUUGUUCGGAAAGAGUUCCAGAACAAUUUCGUGUUCAUUGUCAAGACUACUUCUCGUACAUUCUACCUGGUGGCCAAGACUGAGGAAGAAAUGCAGGUGUGGGUGCACAGCAUCAGUCAGGUCUGCAACUUGGGCCACCUAGAAGAUGGUGCAGCAGAUUCCACAGAGAGCCUCUCUCGUACACCCUCCUCCCUGCAGCAAUCCCCUGCCAGCUCCCUUCAUACCACCCGUGUUGCCAGCUCCUCCUCACCAAGAGAUGACCCAGACACUAAUGCCACAGUCGCUGAGGAAACCAGGAGUGAAUCAGAGUUUCUCUUCCUUCCUGAUUACCUGGUUCUGUCCAAUUGCAAGAGUGGAAGACUGCAGCACACCAGAUGUGAUAGCUGGUCAAACUCAGACCGCUCAUUGGAACAGAAUUCAUUUGAUGAUGUUUUCCUGGAUGGCCUGCAGCCACUGCCCUCUGGCAGCUUUGUGAACCCCUCACGCCCUGGAAAUGGGUUUCAGGAGAUGCCUUCCACAAGACCCCAGACUGCUUUGAUCUGGAAUAGAGAAAUCAAUGGACCAUCCAGGGACCACUUGUCUUCUUCAUCAUUGCUGGAAACGUCUGUAAAUUCUACCAUACAAGCAGAUAAAAACCAGGUUUCUCUGCCCCGUGGGGCAAAAGAACUAGCCAGCAUGUGCAACACUCCACCGCCCCGCCCUCCCAAGCCAAGCCAUCUCUCUGAACGGCACCUGGAGGAGCAGCUCUCCUGGGGUGGGCACAACAGCAGCAAGAAGCCAGAAUGCACCCUGGUACCCAGGAGAAUCUCUCUGUCUGGUUUAGACCACAUUAGGGCCUGGAAAGCUGAUGUAGAAAAUCGAUCCUUAAGAUACCGAGACAAGCGGCUUAGUUUAAAUUUGCCUUGUAGGUGCUCCCCAAUGUACCCCACAGCUAUAGCCAGCGCUGAAGACAGCUACAUACCCAUGAGCCCCCAGGCCAUGGCCUCUAGUCUUGGCCCCCUCUGCAGCCAAGAUGACUACAUCCCGAUGAACUCAGGAAACAUCUCAAGCCCACUGCCUGAGCUACCUGCAGACUUGGAACCUCCCCCAGUGAAUAGAGAUCUCAAGCCUCAAAGGAAACCACGGCCCCCACCGCUGGACCUGAGAAACCUCUCCAUCAUCCAGGAGCACACAUCUCUGACCAGGACCUGCACUGUGCCUUGCAAUCGAACCAGUUUUCUCGCUCCAGAAAGAAAUGGUAUUAACUCUGCAAGAUUUUUUGCCAAUCCUAUUUCCAGAGAAGAGGAGGAAAGCUACAUUCAAAUGGAGGAGUAUCAAACAGCCAGCUCUCUGAACAGUGGUGUUUUUCCCUGGACAAAGAAAUUGAGCCUGGAUUAUUUGGCCCUAGACUUCAAUUCAGCAUCACCAGCCCCCAUACAGCAGAAGCUUCUUUCAGAAGAACAAAGAGUAGACUAUGUCCAAGUAGAUGAGCAGAAGACCCAGGCUCUCCAGAAUACUAAGCAGGAGUGGACAGAUGAGAGGCAAUCCAAAGUAUGAGAGUGCAGGAUGGGACAAGGCUUUCAAGCCUUCAAGUCGGAAAGGUUACCACCCCAAGAUGUUGGGAGCUAAGCUUUCCUUGGAAAGGGAGGAGCUCUUGGGUCCAGUACACAGCCCAGCUAUGAAGGCACAAAGCAAUCCUGUCGGAGUCAUUUGGGCCACUUUACCCUGGACCAUGGAUCAGCUGCAUUGCUUCAACAAAGUCUAGACUGAGGACUCCCAUCAGGCCUGCCUUUUUCCUCUUAAAGAUUUCCUCAGCCUCCAUUCAUAUAAUCUCUGGACUCAUAGUUGCACUGAGUUUUCACAUUCACUUUGCUUUCAUUGUUUCAUUUUUGGCAUUAAUAAGUUUUAAGUUCUCUCUUAUUUAAAUGAUGACAUCCAGUAUAAUGAAGGACACAUUUAGUAAGCUGAGUGUUUGAAAAUAGGCUUCAUUACUGCUUUCAAGUACAACAAAUUCCCAGGAAGGUGACACACACCUGUAAUUCCAGCACUUGGAAGGCUGAAGCAGGAGAUCGCUGCGAGUUCAAGGCCAGCGUGGGCUAUAUAGCAAGACCCUGUCUCACAAAAAAAGAAGAAAAGUACAACAAAUCUACCUGGACACAUGUGCAGUGGCCUGAGUAUUAUUUUGCUAUAUUUGAACAGUGGCUGUAACUAGUACUGCUUCUGCUCAGUCAAACUGCAUUGGGCAUCUUUCUUCAACUGUUCCAUUAUUAACUAGCUUUGAUAAUUGGCAGUAAAAUCAACUACUCUCCCUGACACUAGGAAUAACAUGGCUUUUAUCAUUAUUAACACGAAGAAGCAAUAGUCCUCUUUUUUGGGGGGUGGUGAGGUUCAUUUUUAAAAUUUUUUAUAAAUUCUAGAUAUUAGUUCUCUAUCAGAAAAGAUGGAAAAAUAUUUUCCCAUUCUGUAGGUUGUCUUUUCACUCUGUUGAUUGUGUCCUUUAUUAUGCAGAAGCUUUUUAGUUUGAUGUAGUCCUGUGGGCUGAUUCUUGGUGUCAGUGCUUGUGCCUAUGGCUUCAAGAGUUUUACCUAUCUUCCAGCAGAUUCAGUGUUUCUUAUUUUAUAUCUAGAUCUUUGAGUAAUAAAAGAGAAUGAAAUCAUGGCAUUUGCAAGAAAAUGGAUGAACUUGAGCCCAUGCAAACGGAAAUAAACCAGACAUGGAAAGUUAAAUUUUGCAUGGUUUCUUUUAUAUGAGAAACCAAAAAUGUAAGUAAACAGUAAAACAAAAGAGCGAUGGUAAAAAAAACAGGAAGGCAGACUCUUUGGACGUGGGGAAGGGAGUCAAGGGAAAGGAGAAGGGAGAGGGCUAAAGGCAUUGCAAAUGAUCAAGGUAUGAUAUAUAUGCACCAAUUCCCCAAAA
Cavia porcellus (domestic guinea pig) is the source of this 4008-nucleotide messenger RNA. It is a transcript of the gene Gab3, whose product is annotated as GRB2 associated binding protein 3. Bases 406 to 2649 code for a protein of 747 amino acids. NCBI's taxonomy places the organism in Eukaryota, Metazoa, Chordata, Mammalia, Rodentia, Caviidae. The transcript has 11 exons. Gene Ontology annotation, biological process: signal transduction. The record is from RefSeq and is a predicted model, not a curated record. Gene Ontology annotation, molecular function: signaling adaptor activity. Gene Ontology annotation, cellular component: cytoplasm.